UAAGGAUUAAGACAGUGAUUUGAACCGUGACCAUUUAAGUAAAUCUUUUAUCCUUUAUAUUGUCUUGUUUACCUUCACAGUGUAUACACAAAUAACAAAGCUUUUUUUUGCAGCCCAUCAAACUGGAGCCAAAUUCUGUAACGUUGACAGACAGUAAACUGAAGAAAGUCAUUGUCGGUGACUCUGGGUGUCUGCAAAUGCUAGCAGCGUGCGUAUGACGUAAUUCCCCAUCACCUAGGAAGCGGCUUAUACUUCCGGUGAACAUAGCCCUGGACAAGAAAGGGAAAGGAUGGACCAGGAGGAGGAAGAGGGAGCAGGAACCAGCAGCGAUCCAAGAGGUGAGACGUCUUUAACCAAAGUGACACAUUCAACGGACCCCAAAGAAGAGUGUAGAUUUAUACUUCUGGGAGUUGAUGACUUAAAGAAUGAGGCAUGCAAGAUCAUACUUAGGAAUGGGCAGAGCCAACAAAGAGCUGAUCUGGAAGGGUGGGAGGUGAAGGAGAACUGUGUCCAGGGAAGACAUGUCACUGUGGCAAUUAGUCCUUCUCGUUGGUUGAAGCAUUUGAAAUCAUUCUUUUUUAAGAGGAGUGUCAAAAGUAUCGAAAAUGACCUUCAGAAAUGUGCAUCAGUGGUAUUCCCUGGGCCUAAUGCAUUCCUUUUGGUGAUUAGAGAUGGACAUGAACCUGGAAAAGUGCAUCUCCUUUUAAAAGCAGUUGCUACAGUGUUUGGGAAAGAGGCAUUCGACUACAGUAUGGUGCUGUUCAUUAAAGGAGAUGGAGAAAAACAUUCAGAUCCUGCCUCAAUGAAGUGUGUUUUGAAAUGUGGGAAAAGGCACCACUUUCUAGAGGACACUGAUAGAAAUGUUCAGGAACUUUUCAGGAAAGUUGAGAAUAUGACAGCUAACACAAACAGCAAGUUCUUUAUUCCACCAGCCUAUGCAGAACUUAUGAAUAAAUUUGAACCAUGGGAAAAGAAAAGAAUUUUAUAUAUAAAGACCUCACUGGAUGAAUGCAAGGAUGAAAAAAGACAAAAAGACCAGCAUAUUAAAGAACGAAAAAUGAAGAUGGACACCUUACAACAGAGAGAGUGUGAACUAAGAAAGGAGCUAGACACUUCCAAAAGUAAUGAGCUUAUACUAAGAAAGGAACUGGAUACUUCUCAACUAAGAGAAGGACAACUCAGAAUGGAACUGGAUGCUGCCACACAAAGAGAGAGUAAACUAGGAAAGCAACUGGAUGAUUAUGAAAUGAAGGACAGUAAACUAAGGAAGCAGUUUGAUGAUUUCAAAUUAAAGGAACAUACACUAAGAAAUGAUUCUGAUGUUUUACAAAUAAAAAAUAGUGAACUUGAAAAGAAGUUAGGUGACACUCGGCUGAGGGAGAGUGAACUUGAAAAGAAGUUAGAUGACACUUGGCUGAGGGAGAGUGAACUAGAAAAGAAGUUAGAUGGCUCUUGGCUGAGGGAGCGUGAACUUGAAAAGAAGUUAGAUGACACUCGGCUGAGGGAGAGUGAACUAGAAAAGAAGUUAGAUGGCUCUUGGCUGAGGGAGCGUGAACUUGAAAAGAAGUUAGAUGACACUCGGCUGAGGGAGCGUGAACUUGAAAAGAAGUUAGAUGACACUCGGCUGAGGGAGAGUGAACUUGAAAAGAAGUUGGGUGACUCUCGGCUUAGGGAGGGCGAACUUGAAAAGAAGUUAGAUGACACUCGGCUGAGGGAGAGAGAACUUGAAAAGAACUCUCGGCUUAGGGAGGGCGAACUUGAAAAGAAGUUAGAUGACACUCGGUUGAGGGAGAGAGAACUUGAAAAGAAGUUAGGUGGCUCUUGGCUGAGGGAGGGCGAACUUGAAAAGAAGUUAGAUGACACUCGGCUGAGGGAGAGUGAACUUGAAAAGAAGUUAGGUGACACUCGGCUGAGGGAGAGUGAACUUGAAAAGAAGUUAAAUGACACUCGGCUGAGGGAGAGUGAACUUGAAAAGAAGUUGGGUGACUCUCGGCUUAGGGAGGGCGAACUUGAAAAGAAGUUAGAUGACACUCGGCUGAGGGAGAGAGAACUUGAAAAGAAGUUGGGUGACUCUCGGCUUAGGGAGGGCGAACUUGAAAAGUUGUUGGGUGACUCUCGGCUUAGGGAGGGCGAACUUGAAAAGAAGUUAGAUGACACUCGGCUGAGGGAGAGUGAACUUGAAAAGAAGUUAGAUGACACUCGGCUGAGGGAGAGAGAACUUGAAAAGAGGUUAGAUGACACUCGGCUGAGGGAGAGUGAACUUGAAAAGAAGUUAGGUGACACUCGGCUGAGGGAGAGUGAACUUGAAAAGAAGUUAAAUGACACUCGGCUGAGGGAGAGUGAACUUGAAAAGAAGUUGGAUGACUCGCGGCUGAAGGAGAGUGAACUCGAAAAGGACUUGGAAGCUACUCAACUAAGAGAGAACAACCUAAUAAAAGAAUUGGAUGAUUUUAAAAGAAACAAAUAUAACCCAGGAAGUGUACUAGAUCCUUCUCAACAAAGAGAGAGUGAGGUUAGAAAGGAGGACCAUGGUGUAGAAAGGGACAACAACAAAGAGUAAGCGCCACAACCCAUUGGAACCAGGGAAUGCAGGGGGGGCAAAGACAUCGAGUUACCACAUUUUUCCACAGAUCAAAGCCAAUAUGAACAGAUGAUACAAGCAAAUCAAAACAAAGACACAACAAGGACAGAGUCAGGAGCAAAAUGAAUUUUAAAACAAAAAGCACAAACACUUGCCAUCAUGGGAAAAGUCCUCAGAAUAGCAUUCACUAGCAGAAAAAUGCUGCACACCAAUAUAAAAUGUAAAGACAUUUGUUGUUUUUUUAAGUAUUAUCCAUGGCAGUACUGAACUUUAUAUAACAGUAUUGUUUACUAUUAUUUGGACCAUUAUCGUUUUUCUUGAGUUUUUCUUUUUUUUUUUUUAAUCUAAAUGAUGCAAAACAUCAAUCUAAAAACAAAUAUUUUUUACAGGGAACUGAGUUGAAUAAUUAAUUUUUUUUAUGAAUUAUUUUUCAAAACUUGCCAUUGUAUAGAAAUGGAUCAUUAUUUAUUAUGUCACAUUAUCCAUCUGUGUAUGAAAUGUGAUGUGUAAAUAAACUUUUUCUCCUUCUUCUUAUUACUACUUCUGCGGUGAACUAUAAGUGCUUUAGUUCUAUAUACAGCGCCCUCCACUAAUAUUGGCACCCUUGGUAAAUAUGAGCAAAGAAGGCUGUGAAAAAUUGUCUUUAUUUUUUAACUUGUCACAUAACUUACGUAAUGGAGGUUAGGACAGAUGCAAGUGCAGUUAAAGAUAUUUAUUAGAGAGAGCGGCAGGUAGACAAAGGUAAUCCAAAGCGUGGUCUAAUAACAGGCAAAAAGGUCAAAUAUACAUACAUACAUAUAUAUACAAACAGGCAUAAACUGGGCGAGGCUAGAAUAAAAAACGAGAAACCAGAAACAAAGUUUCUGAGAAAACAAUGAGAAACUAUGAACAACCACUUGGUAAUGAGAUAAACUCAAUACUACGCAAAGUGCUAAGAGACACGAGAGGUUUAUAUAACAAAAGUAAUCAUGGGUUAAACACAGGACAGCUGAAAGUAAUGAUGACACACAUUCGGAAAUCAACCAAUUACAAAACAGGGGCGGAGACAGAACAUAACCAUAACAAAAGCACGUGUCCAAUGUACACAAAGUCAAUGUCAUGAAGACCG
This is a messenger RNA of Ictalurus furcatus (blue catfish), 3689 nucleotides long. Its product is annotated as putative golgin subfamily A member 6-like protein 19. NCBI's taxonomy places the organism in Eukaryota, Metazoa, Chordata, Actinopteri, Siluriformes, Ictaluridae. Gene Ontology annotation, molecular function: GTP binding. The record is from RefSeq and is a predicted model, not a curated record. The transcript is spliced from 5 exons. The coding region runs from base 290 to 2560 and encodes 756 amino acids.